UAAUCCCUUUUUUUAAGCAAAUGAAAACAAAAGAAUGUAUUAUUUCUAAAUUAGUUUUAUAUGUCGAAUAAGUUAAUGCUUUAACUGAAAAUGUCGCAACGAUUGAAAUGUCUUCAAAGUAUUAACAGUUUGCCGAUUAAUUUAAAGCGCCAGAAGCAAAGAGAGCAGAGGAAACUUAAUAAUGGUGUUGGAAAAAAUCACAAAAAAAAUCAAAAGAAACUACGAAAGAAAGGCAAAUCGAAGAACGAGGAUUUUGAAUGGCAAGAAUUGCAGGCGCUUAUAAGUGCAACCGAAUCGGAAUUGAAAACUAUACUAGAAAAUGAACCCGUACUAGCAGACAUACCUUAUGAUAUUUCACCGGAAGAAUUGGAAGGAGAGAUUGCGUUAGCCAAAGGCUCUGGUAUGACUAUUUAUAUUCAACGUGAUGGCUUGUCUACGCUGACUGUUGUGUUACCUCAAAAGAAACCGACUAUUGCUAAUCUCAAGAGAGCGAUAGAAAUUGUAGCUAAAUUGCAAUUAAAAAGAGAAUUAAGAGAACGUCAGGCUGAGCGUCUGAAGCGAAGACGCUAUAAUGCGAUCAUAGCGAAAACAAGUGACGAUAAUGAAGAGAACAUUGAAAACCUGCAGCAACAGCAAAAACAAAAACAACAACAACAUUCAGAUACCCAGAAAGAUAUUGCAAGUAGUGUAAGCACUGAAGAAUCCGACAAGACGAUAACUAAAGGCGCACGUCUUACUGGUGAAUUAGUUUGUUCUACGGUACACAACGGUCACCAACAUCGUCCAAACGUAUCUUGGCGUUUCUUGUGGCGAGUUUAUGCUCUUUACAAUUUAGUCACAAAUCAGCCGAUUAACGAUGAGAACGCCGGCGGUCGUCAAUUAUUAAGUGAAUGCGGUAUUGAAAACGCACAAACAUUGAAAUUUUGUAAACGCGAAAAGUAUUUCGGUCGGAAGAGGCAAAAAUAAAGUAAAUGUAAUGAAUGAAUGAAU
Molecule: messenger RNA, 990 nt
Organism: Glossina fuscipes
Lineage: Eukaryota; Metazoa; Arthropoda; Insecta; Diptera; Glossinidae
Exons: 3
Coding region: 91-966 (291 amino acids)
Source: RefSeq, a predicted model, not a curated record